Messenger RNA from Tympanuchus pallidicinctus (lesser prairie-chicken), 1597 nucleotides. It is a transcript of the gene CCDC166, whose product is annotated as coiled-coil domain containing 166. NCBI's taxonomy places the organism in Eukaryota, Metazoa, Chordata, Aves, Galliformes, Phasianidae. The coding region runs from base 289 to 1224 and encodes 311 amino acids. The record is from RefSeq and is a predicted model, not a curated record. The transcript has a single exon.
CAACCUUUCUGUGAUUCUGUGAUUCAGUGUUUCCCAGGGUUUGGUGCUGGAUCAGGUCUUGUUCAAUGUCAGCAAGCUGGAUGAAGGGACAGAUUCUACCAUCAGCACCUUAUCUGAUGAUACAAAGCUGGGAAGAGUGACUGACACACCAGCUGAAAUCAAAAGGACAUAAAAUGGCACGACUGGGAGAAAAAGUCAUAUUCUUGUGCGUGAUACAAGAGCUUAAUAAAAAUUUAUCAUCUUUCUUUCCAUUGCAGUUUGCCAAAGACUGAUGUCCCAGUGUGGAAUAUGGCAUCCAAGGCAAAACAGAGUCAACAAGACAGCGUUGGUGCUGGGAAAAAUAAGGAAGUAAGAACAGGAAAUAAGGAAGAACUGGGAAGAACCAAAAAUGGAGAUACAUCCCAAAGUGCCAUGGAAACACUCGUCAGAGAGAGGAAUUCGUACCUGCAGAAGGAGUACGAGAUUCUGACGGAGCACAUGAACACGUACAUGGGCAGAGUGGAGCGCUUUCUACGGGAGAAUAAAUUCCUGGAAGAGGAAGCCAAACGGAAUCGGCAAGAGAGUAACAUUUAUCUCUCCUACCUGUCGAAACACAGCCAGAGGUGUCAGAAUCUGAUCAUAACGUUAAACGAGCAGAAUGAAGCCGAUCUGUCUCAGGUCCAGCAGCAGAAAGAGAAGCUCGUCUCACGGUACGCAGAAAAAGAAGAGGAGGUCAGGAACCGUCUGACGGAGGUGGAGGCGAAGUACGCUCUUAUGAGCAGUGAGGUUGAAGACCUGCAGCCUUUCAAAGACCUGCAGUUGGAACAGACGAGAAAGAUCAAAGAGCUGGAGAAGGAACUGUUGGUGACGAAGAUCCACCAUUCCGAAGAGAUGCACCAAAUCAAGAGCCGGUUUCUGCAGGCCAAAGCGGGUCGCGAGGAGGACUCUCGUCAGAAGAUCCUGCUGCUCAGCAGGAGAGCAGAAGAAGCAGCAAUGCUCUCCUUAAUUCAGCAUAUCGAGCAAGUGAAAGCUGAGAACCGGCGUCUGCGGCAGGAGUUGCUCGGGCUCAUCCGAUGCUCGAAGGUCCUCAAGGAAAUCCAAGCCGAACUGAGGGAGCAGCAGCAGCAGCUGCUUCGGGAGCAGUGGUGCACCCAGGACGUGGCACACGCGCGGCGCAGGCUGCACCAGCAGGAGGCAAACCGGGGCGCCUGCAGCUCUCACAGCCCUUUUGGAUGCGGAUAUUAGCCUAGAGAAACACUUCUCUGAGCCUCACCGGUGAUGCUGUGUCACCAGAUCUUGCUGGACACCAGUGGCUGUGACAGCCAGUUUGGUCACUGAAGGCUCCGAAGCGAUCAGGGGAGCUGAGUGUUGUGUGUGUGGAUGAAAGGAGCCACUGACACAGCUCACCCUGUAUUUACUGACACCACAGAAUGAACAGACAAAGGCCAACUCCUCUAGCAGCAGACUUCAUUAAAUUUACCUUCCACUGGACUCCAAAGGGCAGAAAAUAAACAAGCAAGCAACCAAAGUUUCAAACAAUAUAUGCACUCAAGGUAUUUGAUCUUUGGUCUUAACAAUGAGUACCAUAUAUUCAUUUUCAUCUUUGCUUUCUUUUCUU